AUGUCGAAGCCUAAGAAACCACCCGCAUCUCGCGGCCUGCCGCGCAGAGAUGUUUUGGCUUCACUCAAAAUGGCUUCCAUCGAGAUGAUAGUGCCCGUUUUACCUGCAGAGCUAAUGUCGCAGGUCCUCGAUUAUGUCGAUCCGGUCGAUCUCAUCCGCGUCGCUCAAACGUCGAAACAUAUGCGUGAAAUGGUAUAUGAGGAUGCUAGAUGGGUAACAAGAUUGAAACAGAUAGGGUGCUGGAAUGAAGAAGAAGCCAAGAAGUAUGCAGAAACUACGACGCCUACGACAGCUGCAGUGGGAUAUGCGAGACGACGAUCAAGUGCUUAUAAGAAGCCAGCAGAUGGGUUCGAUACGAUACCAACAUCAUCUGGCGCAAUAAAGGAGGCUGGAAGUUCCGUUCAGGAGGAUGAAACACUCGACAUCUUACGGCAUGUCAAAUCGAUACGCGGAAAAGCGCGCCAGGAGUACGGCAGAGUUCAUGCUGUGUUGGCACCACUGUAUAAUGAUAUUGCAACAAGCGGAGGAUCUACGGAUAGCCUGGUUUUCAAACGAUACAGCGACCCCAAAAGCCAGGCUAAAAUGCUCGCCCAAAUUGUGAAAUUUGCGUACAGCGACACUUCGGAUGGAUGGGCGCAUCAUGAAAUUCGUCUCCAAGACGCAAUACAACUGUUUGAAACAGCUGCAAUUCGGGAGUUUCGAAAUGCAUACGAGGCGUCUGACAUCAAUGGCGAAAUGCGAAAAUAUGCCCACGUUUUGUGGUACCUCAAUGGCGGACAGUCUGCAGUUGAUCUCUUUCUUCAUCACAACCAUAUCAUCACACGAAAGUCUGAGCUCGGUAGAGUUUCAGAUUGUAUAGAUCCGGAGACUUUGGAAGUCAAAGUGGAGCAUACACAAGCAUUCUUCACACGGUUUGGAGUUGCAUUUAACGAAGAAAUCGAAGCCAUCAAUGGGGCAUUUCCAAAAGAUUUAGAGAUUGCCUUGCCUUUUCUCGAUAAAGCAAGUGUUGACGUUCUAUCUCCUUUUCUUACAAGCUUAUUCGACGAAUUGCAUCGAAGCAAUAUUGAGAGCUAUCUCAAAGCUGUUUCUGGAACAUUUGCGCAGUGUUUAAAUCUUUUCUCGGACCUGAAAAUUCCUCUUGCAUCUGGUGCGAGCAGGGAAGACACCAUAACCCGUGCCAUGACUCAAAUAUUCGAGCCUCACUUAGAUCUUUACCUCGCGGAAGAGCUCGACUUUUUUCGUAAAGGCUGCGAUGCCACAGUUGAUGACUGGGAUCGACAACUAUCCGAACAAGCGGCAUCGACAGAAUCGUUUCUCAUGUCCAAUGUGAAUCGACAAGCUGCCAAGAAUGAUUUUUUAACAUCUUUCAAGAAGGUGCUCAUGAUGCCAGUUACCAUCCUACCUCUACCGAGCUUCAACAAGUCUCAAAAAGAUGGAGGAGAUAGUUCUGCUGACAUCCCAGCAUCACAUGACAAGAAAGCAGCAAGAUUUUCGACAGUUUCUCCAGUCCCUGCCCCCUUGUCCAUGUCCGAGGCACCGUCCGAUGAGUUGGCUGCAAAGGCUGCGUUGAUGAAUAUGAGACUGGAAGGAAUCAAAUCAUUAUUCAGUAUCGAUGUCGCUCUCGGCUUAGUUCAUGCGGCAAAGACUAGUCUUGAACGUACGGUGUCAUUCGUGAAGCUAGGGGGUGAUUGGGGACAUACGGCAAAACUACAAUGCGAAGGCAUAUUUAUUUCCUUGCUUGAAAUCCUCGGACAUCGGCAUGUCAUUAGAGGAAUGACCCAAGCGGUUGAUCAUCUAUCAAACUAUCGACCCCGUGAGCAAGGCGAACGGGACAGAAAUGGGGUAGAGCCUCUAGUGACGUUUCUAGAACUUGUGAAUGUCGGUGAUCUUAUCUUACAAAUGAUGGACGUUUUCUACGAGCAGGAACUCAUCGGGGCAAAGAUCAUCGACCGUAGCGAUUUUCUUGACCCAGCCGCGAAGGGCAAGAAGAAAUUUGAGCAAAGACUCGAUGAAUGUGUGGCUUCUGGAUUGAACAAGGGUAUUGAUGUACUCAUGGAGGAAGUGGACUAUAUCCUCGCCACCAAGCAAUUGACGACUGAUUACAAUCCUGAAGCCGACAUUGACUCUGGGCGAAAGGCGCCUGACAUUGGUGUCAGUGACGCAGCAAUCGGUGUGAUAGAUGUCGUUUCAUCGCAUACUUCCAUGCUUAUCGGCAGCACGGAUAAAAGCAUGCUUGAUGUAUUUAAUCAAGAAGUCGGUCUCAGACUUUUUGCAGCCAUAUGCAAGCAUCUCAAACGGCAACGGAUCAGUGUCGACGGAUCACUCAAACUGAUCAGUGAUAUGAACCAUUACUUCAAGUUCGUCCAGAACCUGAAAAACAACGAACUGCUACUCUACUUCAAGGCUCUCCGAGAGCUUUCACAGAUCUACCUGGUUGACCCAUCUGAUGCGAAAGAGCUCGCAUCCGUCAUUGCCGACAACGACCGGUUCUACGGCAUUUUCCGCGCUGAAGAAGUGUAUGAGUUUGCAGAGCGACGAGCGGAUUGGUUCCAGGUUCGCCGCAACGUUGAGCGAGCCAUGUAUGGGUUGGAAUGUAAUGUAAUGUGA
Messenger RNA from Talaromyces marneffei, 2607 nucleotides. RefSeq lists its product as uncharacterized. Gene Ontology annotation, molecular function: protein binding. The coding region runs from base 1 to 2607 and encodes 868 amino acids. Gene Ontology annotation, biological process: Golgi to plasma membrane transport; exocytosis. The transcript has 3 exons. The record is from RefSeq and is a predicted model, not a curated record. NCBI's taxonomy places the organism in Eukaryota, Fungi, Ascomycota, Eurotiomycetes, Eurotiales, Trichocomaceae. Gene Ontology annotation, cellular component: cytoplasm; exocyst.